Messenger RNA from Sungouiella intermedia, 930 nucleotides. NCBI's taxonomy places the organism in Eukaryota, Fungi, Ascomycota, Pichiomycetes, Serinales, Metschnikowiaceae. The record is from the annotation of a GenBank genome assembly.
AUGUCCGGUCUUUCCAAACAAAGAUACCUUGCGAUCUUAUCUUCAGGUGUAUUUGCCGCAUUUUCUCCCGAAAAACUCAACAAGCUCCACCAAGAAGUGGGUGACUAUCUCAAUGGCUAUAGUGGACAAUUGGAUUUAACCGAAAGAUUCAACUUAUAUGAGUUACAAUUCUACCUAGCGCUCCUCACCAACCAUGAUGUAGAGGCCAAGUCGUAUUUGGACCGAAUCAAUGACCAAUUUGCGGGCAAACCAUCGCAGAAAAUCAUGGUUUUGCGUCUGAUGUACUACGAAGCGUGUGGAGACAUGAAAGCCGCCGUCAAUGCAUUGGGGGACAGCGCAGAUGAGCUCAGAGCAUCCAGGCGGUUGGCCACAUUCUCAAGAACCAAGCAGGAUGGCUCACCAAACGUGGCUGAGUACAUCAAGAAUCUCAACUACUACUUGAAUCUCCAGCCCAGUGACUCGCUUGCAUGGGCCGAGUUGGGCGACCAAUACAACAAAGUGGGCCACUACGACAAGGCUGCAUUCUGUUUUAGCGAAGUUUUGUUGCAGGAGCCCAAUGCAUACAACAUUUUCUAUAAAGUGGGGUUGAACUUGUACUAUCAAUUCCUUCAAGAUUACCAGGACAAGAACGACAAAAAAGAUAAGGUUUUAGCAUCUUUGGCUCUUCUCGAGAACGCCAGGGACAACUUCUUGCGUUCGGUGGAGAUCAGUGACACAUAUGUGAAGAGUUGGGUGGGGGUCUAUGUUGUUUCUGGCCAUUCUAUACUUGACAAAUUGGACAACAACAAGGCACUUGCUGGCCAGAAGAAGGUGACGCAAUUUGUUUCCGAAACCCGCCAGCUCCAUCAAUUGAGCAAGAAACGCAUCAUUCAACUUGAGAAGUUGCAGAGCGAGGAUGAAUUAUCCAAGUUUCUUGAAGGUAACUUCUAA